AUGCCGUCUGCAACCCCCGCGCCCAAUGGCCAGCAUGAGGCUAUCAACCCUAUCCAUCCUUCGAUGCUCGACCGUCUUGACCCAACCUUCAUCGAUCUCUACAACAAGCAUGUCGCCAACUCUCCCAACCAGGCCAUCGACCUAGCCUUCCUGCGGACCAAGUACUCGGUCCUCUAUUCCUAUGGCACAGGCCCAGCUCCAGACGUCGGACGGAUUUAUGAUUCCACCAUUCCAGUCGAGGGGGGGGAAGUGGAUGUUCGAGUGUACGAGCCUUCCUCCAGUGGCCCAUGGCCAGUCCAUAUUGAUUUCCAUGGUGGAGGCUGGGGAUUGGGAGACCUGGACACCGAGGCGCACAUUUGCAAGCACAUCUGCCACAAAGCCAACGUUGCUGUGAUUGAUGUAGCCUAUAGGCUGGUGCCCGAGCAUGUCUUCCCCACGGGAAUCGAAGACUCCUUUGCGGCCAUCAAGUAUAUCUACGAGCACCCCGAGGUCUUCAACGUCACAAAGAGCCUGUCCGUGGGGGGAGUUUCGGCCGGGGGAAACAUAGCUUUGGUGUGCGCGCACUGGGCGCGAGACGCCAACAUCCCCCUGCAAUUGGUCGCCGCCGGUACCCCGACCAUUGACGACCUGGCCAAGUACUCGUCGGCCUCGGAAUCACCGUUCCCAUCGAUGCAAGAAAAUGAGUUUGCCCCGACCUUGAAUUGGGCCAGACUAGCCUUCUUCGACCGGCUCAAAUGGGGUUCUCUAUCCACCGAUCCGGCCAUUGAAGCGCAGCAACGAAAACGGAUCGGCUGGGUGAAGAACUUGCUUGAUGCUCCCAAUUUCAAGGACUUGCCCCGGACGCUGAUAUAUACUGCAGGUGCCGAUCCUCUCCGGGAUGAAGGCGAAGCGUACGGCCGGAAGCUCGUCGAGAACGGUGCCGAAGUCGUGUUCAAACGCUUCCCGGGCGUCCCACAUCCGUUCAUGCACAUGGACGGCGCGCUGUGGCAGGCUUCUCAAUUCAUCGACAUGACGUGUAAGGAGAUUCGGUUCGCUCACGAGGAUAGAUGA
Messenger RNA from Capronia coronata CBS 617.96, 1050 nucleotides. RefSeq lists its product as uncharacterized. The transcript has a single exon. Bases 1 to 1050 code for a protein of 349 amino acids. Gene Ontology annotation, molecular function: hydrolase activity. The record is from RefSeq and is a predicted model, not a curated record. Lineage: Eukaryota; Fungi; Ascomycota; Eurotiomycetes; Chaetothyriales; Herpotrichiellaceae.